Molecule: messenger RNA, 3108 nt
Organism: Terrapene triunguis (Three-toed box turtle)
Lineage: Eukaryota; Metazoa; Chordata; Testudines; Emydidae
Gene: CREBRF
Product: CREB3 regulatory factor
Exons: 9
Coding region: 162-2165 (667 amino acids)
Biological process (GO): regulation of transcription by RNA polymerase II; response to unfolded protein
Cellular component (GO): nucleus
Molecular function (GO): RNA polymerase II transcription regulatory region sequence-specific DNA binding; DNA-binding transcription factor activity, RNA polymerase II-specific
Source: RefSeq, a predicted model, not a curated record
AGCAUGGAGGGUCCGGGCCGGAGCGGGAUGGGCGACGCCCCCUAUUGAGACAUCCCUUUCCCCCGCUGGGUCGGGGGGACGCCAGAAGUCUACAAAGAGAGAAGAGCUCCAUGUGUGUGAACUGAAGUUAUUUCAGGGAAAACCUCUAUCCCUUUCAUUGCAUGAGUUAUAUGCUACCCAUUGACACUGAAGUAAAGCUGGAAAGGAAUCCAAAAGUGAAGAAAACAAGAAGUUUGGAAUUGGAUUUGGGGGAUCUGGGCUUGGAAAUGCCUCAGCCCAGUGUGAGCGGAAUGGACCCUCCUUUUGGGGAUGCCUUUCAGUGCCACACAUUUUCAGAACAGACGCUGACGAGCACAGAUCUCUUGGCAAAUAGUUCAGAUCCAGACUUCAUGUAUGAACUAGACAGAGAAAUGGACUAUCAACAGAGCUCCAGAGACAACUUCCUUUCUAUGGAGGACUGCAAAGAUAUUGAAAAUCUAGAGUCUUUUACAGACGUCCUGGAUAAUGAAGCUGCUUUCACCUCAAACUGGGAGCAGUGGGACACAUACUGUGAAGACUUAACUAAGUACACCAAACUAACCAGCUGUGACAUCUGGGGAACAAAAGAAGUGGAUUACCUGGGCCUUGAUGAUUUCUCAAGCCCAUACCAAGAUGAAGAGGUGAUAAGUAAAACUCCAACUCUGGCCCAGCUUAACAGUGAGGACUCUCAACCUGUGUCAGAUUCACUUUAUUACUCGGAUUCACUCUUCAGUGUAAAACAAAACCCUUUAACUUCUCUGUUACCUGGGAAAAAAAUCACAAGUAGAGCAGCAGCCCCUGUGUGUUCCUCAAAGAACAUUCAGGCUGAGGCGCCUUUGUCAGACUGUGUUCAAAAGGCGAGCAAGCCCACUUCAAGCACACAAAUCAUGAAGACCAAUGUGUACAAUAAUGAGAAGGUGAACAGUCACGUUGAAUGUAAAGACUAUGUUAAAAAGGCAAAAGUAAAGAUCAGUCCAUUACCACAAAGCAGACCAGUGUUGAGCCAGGCACAUGCAGAUGCAGCAAAGGAGAACACCUGCUAUUGUGGAGCUGUAGCAAAGAGACAAGAGAGGAAAGGGAUAGAUUCCCUUCAGAGUCAUAAUACUCCUAUUUUGCCUUUUAAAGAGACUCAGGAGCUGCUCCUCAGCCCACCCCAGGAACCUCCAGGGCUAGCUGUGGGGGAGAGCAGCCUUUCUGCCAGCACAUCUGUCUCAGAUCCUUCACAGAAGAAAGAAGAGCACAAUUAUUCUCUCUUUGUCACAGACAGUUUGGGUGAGCAGCCAACCAAAGGAGACCCUGAAGAGGAUGAGGAGGAUGAGGAAGAUAUUGAAGAUGAGGACCAUGAUGAGGGGUUUGGCAGUGAGCAUGAACUGUCUGAAAAUGAUGAUGAGGAAGAAGAUUAUGAGGAAGACAAAGAUGAUGACAUCAGUGAUACUUUCUCUGAACCAGGAUACGAAAAUGAUUCGGUGGAAGACUUAAAAGAAAGUGCUGCAGUAUCUUGCCGAAAAAGAGGCAAACGAAGAUACUUUUGGGAGUAUAGUGAGCAACUGACACCAUCGCAACAAGAAAGAAUGCUGAGGCCGUCGGAGUGGAGUCGAGAUACGUUACCAAGUAACAUGUAUCAGAAGAAUGGGCUCCAUCAUGGAAAAUAUGCAGUAAAGAAGUCACGGAGGACUGAUGUGGAAGACCUGACUCCUAAUCCCAAAAAACUUCUCCAGAUUGGCAAUGAACUAAGGAAACUGAAUAAGGUGAUUAGUGACCUGACACCAGUCAGUGAACUUCCCUUAACUGCCAGACCGAGGUCAAGAAAAGAAAAGAACAAACUAGCUUCCAGGGCUUGCAGACUAAAGAAGAAAGCCCAGUACGAAGCCAACAAAGUGAAGCUAUGGGGUCUCAACACAGAAUAUGAUAAUUUGUUGUUUGUGAUCAACUCUAUCAAACAAGAAAUUGUUAAUCGAGUGCAGAGUCCUAAAGAUGACAGAGGAACCAACAUGGAACAGAAGCUUGAUGUACUUAUUAAAGAUACUCUUGGACUACCUGUAGCUGGUCAAACAUCAGAAUUUGUGAAUCAAGUUUUAGAGAAAACUGCAGAAGGAGACCCCACUGGUGGCCUUGUAGGGCUGCGAAUACCAACGUCAAAAGUUUAACAGACAUCAUUUCACCUAAUCUCAUUGGUCAGAGCUCUACCUGUGUUAAGUACUCCACUGUAAAUUUCAUUCUGGUCUGCAUGUCAGUUUAGCAUUAUGUAAACACUUAAAAUUAGGUUCCAUAGUUUUUUUAAUAACAUUGUAAUAGGAUAAGUAAACGCACGAUAUAAAAUGCUUAAUUAGCAUUUUUGGAGCAUAAACCAUAUAGUAUUAAAGCUGCUUCAGGCACAAAUACAGAGAUUAGGUGUUUUUAAACCUAGGACCAGAUCAUAUAAUUUGCUUUAGAAGCAAAAACACAUUUUGUGCUAGUGAAAAUUUUAGCAAAAUGCCGAACAUUGUGGCAGGUUUAUGCUCUGAGUAAAAUUAAAAAUUAAGAGGAAGCAUUCUUUUGUAAACUGUCAAAGUUUAGUGGGUUUUUUUUAGAAUUACUGCUUUUUUUCUUCUAAAAAAUAAAACCAGUAAGCUUUCUUUGCACCCAUUAACUUGUACAUAGUGCACACGGCAUUAGAGCUAGUGUGCCAUAAAAGACUUUAAUUUUCUGAGCUUAAUAUUGUAUUUAAAUGUCUGUGAAAGUAAGAGAAGAAAAAAAAAGUAUAUUCUUUGUGCCUUGUAUUUUGGGGGAGAGCUAUAAAUAUAAGCUAGUAAAGUUUUUGUACGAUGAAAACCCUGAGGAAAAAACAAGAUGUAUAGAUGGUAAGAUUAUGGGGUUUCAUGUAUUUGUUCCAGCUCUUACAGAUUUUUGAAUGUAUAUAAGAAUAUGUUGAAAAUGUAGAUAUAUGCCACAGAGUCUAUGUAUUGUAUAAAAGAUGGCUCUAGAAAAUUCAAUUUCGGUACUUGGCCGGAAGAAAACAAAUACUUGCACAUUAAUGCGAUUGUUUAUUUUUGUACCAAAGACAAAUGCAACUGAUAUGGCAAACUGCCAGUCUAAGUAAAGUUUUGCACA